AUGUUUUCACGUGUACAAUUUCGUAAAACUUUCAAAAAAGCUGAAGAUCAAGACACAGAUCCAUUCCUGCUGACUAAAAAUGUUACUCUACGAAAAAAUGCAGAUGUUAGAACCUAUUAUACAAUAGGCGUAUACUUAGGAAGUGGAAAAUUCGGUGAAGUGAAACGAUGUCAAGAAAUAAAAACUGGACGAGAAUUUGCAGCUAAAUUUGUUCCAAUUGCUAGUAAAGAAGAUAUGGACAGUGUAAUGAAUGAAAUAGCCAUUAUGAAUACUUUAAGACAUCCAAGAUUAAUUCAACUAUAUGAUGCUUAUCAUCUUGACAAUGAGGUUACGCUUGUUCUAGAAUUAAUUACUGGCGGAGAAUUAUUUGAACGGAUUAUUGAUGAAUCAUUCGAUUUGAAUGAAUCUAGAUGCAUAAAAUUUAUGCAUGAAAUUCUUCAAGGUGUUGAAUACAUGCAUUCCCAAAAUGUAAUACAUCUUGAUCUCAAGCCUGAAAACAUACUGUGUCUAUCAGGUACAAGUUUUAAGACAAAAAUAAUUGAUUUUGGAUUGGCUAGAUUUUAUGAAAACAAACAUCUUUGUGUUCUAUUUGGCACACCAGAAUUUGUAUCUCCUGAAGUGAUUUCAUAUGAACCAGUUUCACCUGCUGCCGAUAUGUGGUCACUCGGUGUUAUAUGUUAUGUAAUGCUAUCUGGUUUAUCACCGUUUAUGGGAGAGAGUCAAGGAGAAACGUUAGCUAAUAUCAUGCGUGUUAAAUACCAUUUUGAUUAUCCUGAAUUCGCAGAAAUUUCUAAUGAUGCCAGGGAUUUUAUCAAAAAACUUUUAGUAAAAGAUCCAAGAAAAAGACUUACAGCCACUGAGUGUUUACAACAUCAAUGGUUAAAGCAAAGGAAGAAAACGCCUAAACGUUCAGGAACAGUCAGUAAAAAACGUUUGAAACACUUUGUCUAUAGACGUAAAUGGCAGAAAGCUGUUAAUGCAAUCAUAGCUCUUCAACGUAUGGGUGUUGUUCUUCAACACUCACCAGUAAUCAUGGGUAAACACAGUAAUCAAACAUUACAAACAGCAAAACGAUCAUUUGAAAGUGAGGCAAAACGGUUGCACCAUCCUCAAGUAGCUGAACUUAAACUGCCAUCGAAUAGUCAACCAACAUCAAGUGGAAAAGAUAAGUCAUCACCUGAAAGAGUUAAAAAGACUUCAGGUAUAUUUAGAAAAACCAGUUUCUUCAAUAAAGCAAUGAAGAGUGACACCAGUAGUGUGACUACUAAUACUACUACAGCCAAUAGUGUUGUUAGUAAUAAAAGUAAACUUGAUAAAAAUUCUUCACAUUCAUCUCCAUUGCCUAAAAAUAAAGAAAAUUCCCCACUAAAGAUAAAGCAUAAAGAAAGUGGGAAGGGAUUUUUCUUUCAAAGAAAUAAAUCAAAUCAAAGAUCUAUAUCAUCAGAUAGUUCAUCGAAUAAACCUGAAAUCAGUGAACAAAAUUCUAGAUCAUCGGUUAUUUCAGAAUCGAUUGGAUCAACUUCUAAACUUCGAAAAGAUUCCUCUUCUUCAUCUGCUAAUAUUAAAAAUCAGAAAAAGGAUAAUUUAACAAAAACAACAUCAACAGCAACAACAACAAUAACAACAUCUCAGCAAAAUCAGAAAUCAACACCGAAAUCAGCAGCUUUACCGCCUCCAUCUAUUUCUCCAAAAACUUCUAUAAGUCUACUGUCAGCUAAAAAGUCAACAAUAAGCAGUACAAUUAAUGAGAAAGUAAAAUCAUUUAAUUCUUCAUCAACUGAUGGUGGUGGUGCUAUAAAAGCAAAGUCAAUAACACCUGAGAAAACAAUUACUACAACUCAUAAUACUACUGCCGGUAAUCUUACUGGUAGUAGUAGUAAAACGACCACUUCAUCUACAACACCAAUAACUACUGAUAAAAAGUUUAAUUUCAACCAGAAAACAACAUCUACAAGAGUAAAGAAGUUAUCGGCUAGCACAACAAAAUCAGAUAUCGCUGCUAAGAUCAGUUUCUUUGCAAACUUAUCUAAAGAAGAAAAAGUCAAAUGA
Messenger RNA from Trichobilharzia regenti, 2049 nucleotides. NCBI's taxonomy places the organism in Eukaryota, Metazoa, Platyhelminthes, Trematoda, Strigeidida, Schistosomatidae. The record is from the annotation of a GenBank genome assembly.